UCAUCAAAUAUUUUUAUCACAACAACCUCCCAAAACUACAUAAGAGAAGUGCUAGCAUAUAUAUCUAUAUAUACACACACAUAUACACUGAUACGUACAUACAAAAUUAUGGUGAAGUUGGAUGGGAAAUUGUGGAAAGCUGUGAUUAUGAUGUCAAUUAUAAACAUUGCGCUAAGCGGUGUAAACGUUAUGUUCAAGAAGAUGCUUAAUCAAGGAGUUAACCGUAUGGUUGCGGCCACUUACCGACUUGCCGCAGGAACUCUGUUCUUGACACCAUUAGCUAUUUUCUUAGAAAGACAUAACAGGCCAAAACUCACUGGUAGUAUCUUGUGUUCCCUUUUCUUAAGCGCUCUCCUGGGGACAAGUUUGGUGCAAUACUUCUUUCUAAUUGGACUACAAUAUACGUCUUCCACUUUCGCCUUAGCGUUUAGCAACAUGGUUCCUUCGAUCACUUUUGCUAUGGCUCUCGUCUUUAGGCAAGAGACGUUGAACAUCAAGAACAACAUAGGAAGAGCCAAAGUGUUAGGCACAAUGAUAUGCAUCUGUGGAGCUUUGGUACUUACGCUUUAUAAAGGAGGCUCAUUAACUCCACAAAACGCUCAAGCAGAAACACAAACGUCAAAUAGUCCAACUACUGCGGUAACGCAAAAAUGGGCCAUGGGUUCGGUCAUGCUGAUCAUAUCAAUCUUAAUAUGGUCAUCGUGGUUCAUUGUUCAAGCCAAAAUAUGCCGGAAGUAUCCAUGUCAAUACACAAGCACCGCGAUCCUCUCUUUUUUUGGUGUGAUCCAAUCUGCUUUGUUGAGUUUGAUCUCGGAGAGGAGCAUAUCCAUGUGGGUCGUUAAAGAGAAGUUCCAAGUUUUAGCUUUACUUUAUUCGGUAAGUAAUAAUAUUACAUUUAAGAUUCUUAUAAAUUAA
Brassica napus (rape) is the source of this 915-nucleotide messenger RNA. Its product is annotated as WAT1-related protein At3g30340-like. The transcript has 4 exons. NCBI's taxonomy places the organism in Eukaryota, Viridiplantae, Streptophyta, Magnoliopsida, Brassicales, Brassicaceae. Bases 109 to 915 code for a protein of 268 amino acids. Gene Ontology annotation, molecular function: transmembrane transporter activity. The record is from RefSeq and is a predicted model, not a curated record. Gene Ontology annotation, cellular component: plasma membrane.